Prorocentrum cordatum is the source of this 381-nucleotide messenger RNA. The record is from the annotation of a GenBank genome assembly. NCBI's taxonomy places the organism in Eukaryota, Dinophyceae, Prorocentrales, Prorocentraceae.
AUGUGGGAGCCGGAGGGCCGCAGCGCGGCCCCCGAGGACGAGGAGGAUGCGCUGUUGGGCACCCACCAGCCGCCCAGCCCUUCCAGCACCUCGUCCUUCGUCUGGCGCCACUGCGCAGAGAUCGUCGCUGCCUGCGCCUUCCUCUGCGGCAUCAGCGCCGGCGCGACCCUCGUGGCGAGCCUGCGCUCGCCCCGGGCGCCCCGCGCGCGGGAGGACCUCCCGCGGCCGCUCCACAAGGCGGCGCCCGCCCGCGGCCGCACGCACGCCCGCGGCCUGCUGCGGAGAGGCCCGCGGCGAGCCGGCGGCGCCGCCGCCCCCGGCGGCCAGGUCGCCGCCGCCUCGGCGGUCGCCGUGCGGCGAGCCGCUCGUCGGGGCUCCUGA